AUGUUUAUCUUUGUCUAAUUUCUUCUUGUUUUUUCUCAGGAAAUCACUUGGACUAAUUAUUCCUUUGCUUUCCCGUAAUUUAUUCCUUUAAUUGCUAAUAAAACUGUUUUUUCAAGAACAUUUGAAGAAUUUGGAUAGAUCUUGUAUUCACAAUAUUAAAACUAUGUAGAAAUAUCUCAAUUGAAUAUAAUGGAGACAUAAUAGAACCUAUUUGCAAUUUUGAUUAUUAAUCCAUGCUUUUUUAAAGAUAACCAUAAACUUUAAUAGCAUUAGUAACUGAUCUGCAGUAAAUUGAUAUAGAUAGUUUAAAAACAGAAGAAAUUUAAUAGGGAUUUUCAAAUGAAUUAAUUUCAUAUGCAAUUAUAGAUAGAGAUUUGAUUCUAUUGGAAAAAAAUGGAACAAUCCAUCAUUUAUUUUAUAGUGAUGGUCCUAAAUUUACAAAUUAUACAACCCAUUAAUUAUCAAUUAUAUUAGAUAAAAAUGAAAAUUCAUAAAUUUUAUCAGAUAACUAAUCUUAUUAUUAUGUUGAUAGUGAAUAAUUUAUUAAAUUCAAUAUCAAUAAUGGCAGUUUAGAAUAAAUUAAUAUUCAUAGUUGGAAUAAAGUAAAUGGACAUUUCAAAAUAUUUAUAAAAUAAGAAUAUGUUUAUUUAAUAAAUAGUAUUAAUGGAAUGAGUAUUUAUAAAAUGCAAAAUAAUAUCCUAUUACCUUUUAAUCAAUUUAUGAUUAAUGUAUUUAUAUAAUUUAAUUUAGGAUAUUUAUAAAAACAAAAACAUUACACAUUUUAAUUUAGUUGAUUACUCUAUAGACAAUGAAUUUUUAUAUUUGUUAGACUAUGAAAAUGGAGUCAGUCGAUUUAACCUUACAUCAAUGCAUAUGGAUAAUAAUUUCUUUAUUUAUCAAAAAGGAUGUAAUGUGAUAUCUAUUUAAAAUAAUCAAAUUAUCUUAAUUUAAUAGAAUCAAAUAUUAUCAGAAAUAUAUGAAGGUAGAAUUGUCAAUGAUAGUUGGUUUAUGAUCAGAAAGAAAACUGUUACAAAAUAAAUCAUAAGAAAUGUUUAAUAAUUUGAUAAUUAUGCUUUAUUAAUUAGCAAUCCAACAAACAAUAUAUAUUAAAAGAAUUUAAUUGAAAAUUUUACUGAUCUAUCUCUUAAUAGUGGGUAAUUAGUUAAUGAAGUUAUGUAGUAAUAAUUUUUAUUAAAUGGAGUUUUUGGGAGUGAUUCAAAUGGAUAGUGAUUUAAUAAUUGGUAUCUACAAAUAUGGUGUUGCUAUCUAUAUUGCAUAAGAAAGUUCAGCCUAAAUUUCUUGUUAAGCUAGACUGAGUUAAUAAAAUAGAGUCACAGUAAAUUUAUAUUAUAUUUAAUAGAUUCGUCUUAAUAGUACUAAUUGUCUUAAUAAAAAUUAGGAAGACGAUUUUAAUUAUUGUCAAUGUCGACUUGAUUAUGUAUUUGAUGUUCAUGGAGUUUUGAUGUCUCCAUAUUAAGAAGAUCUUUACAUAUAUUUAUGUGUUGUAGCAUUUUCAAUAGUUGUUGCAUUAUUUGUGGCGAUAUUCUUUAUAAUUAGAAGAUAUCAAUUGAAAAAAGAGAAAAUAGAUCAUUUAAGAAAAAGUCGAAGAACUUUAUCAUAUUGA
Paramecium pentaurelia is the source of this 1624-nucleotide messenger RNA. The record is from the annotation of a GenBank genome assembly. NCBI's taxonomy places the organism in Eukaryota, Ciliophora, Oligohymenophorea, Peniculida, Parameciidae.